This is a messenger RNA of Oxyura jamaicensis (ruddy duck), 1562 nucleotides long. RefSeq names its product NOP2/Sun RNA methyltransferase 3 (gene NSUN3). The transcript is spliced from 6 exons. NCBI's taxonomy places the organism in Eukaryota, Metazoa, Chordata, Aves, Anseriformes, Anatidae. The coding region runs from base 77 to 1168 and encodes 363 amino acids. Gene Ontology annotation, cellular component: mitochondrial large ribosomal subunit. Gene Ontology annotation, biological process: rRNA methylation. The record is from RefSeq and is a predicted model, not a curated record. Gene Ontology annotation, molecular function: methyltransferase activity.
UUUACCCACACCGCCACCACCUGACAGGCCCAGGGCCGCCCUCUUGCCGCCGCCCCGCCCGGCCCCGGCCCCGGCCAUGCGGCUGCCGCCCGCCGCGGCCCGCCUGCUGCCGGCACCGCUACCGGCCGGGGCCGGCCUGUGGCCGCGGCGCGGGGCCGCCCGGCCACCGGAGCAGGUGGGAAAUAAAAUAAAAGGGAAACUUCAAAAGCAAAUUUGUCAAGUUGUUCUGGAUCAUUUUGAGAAGCAGUACACAGUGGAACUGGGAGAUAAGUGGACCGGUGUCAGAGAGGUGCUCACAUGCCCAUCGUGCUGGCAGUAUGCCAUCCUGCUUAACAAAUUCAGCCAGUCCACUGAACUGGAGAAUACGUUGCGUGUGGAGGGAUAUCAUCCUGCCUUUCAAGGAACUUUGCCUUAUCUUCCAAGAUCAUUGAAGUGUUACAUCAGUAGAACUCCUAGGAGAUUCCCUGCGCAAAAACACCAAACUGGUAAACUGAAAGAAUAUUAUCUGCUGAAUGCUGCUUCAGUGUUACCAGUGCUGGCAUUAGAGGUGAAAGAUGGGGAAGACGUUUUGGAUCUCUGUGCUGCACCAGGGGGUAAAUCAGUAGCUAUCCUACAGUGUGCCUAUCCAGGUCAACUUCACUGUAAUGAGUAUGAUGAUUUGAGAUCAAGAUGGUUGAAACAGACAAUGGAAUCCUUCAUCCCGGAUCCUUUGGUUAACUUAAUAACUGUCUCUAAACUAGACGGUAGACAGAUUGGAGAUUUUAAACCUGAAUUGUAUGACAAGGUACUGGUUGAUGCUCCUUGUUCGAAUGACAGAAGUUGGUUAUUCUCCUCUGAUACUCAGCAAGCUAUGCUUAGGCUGAUAAAAAGGAAAGAAUUAUCUUCUCUACAAUUCCAGCUGCUAAGGUCUGCUAUUAAAGCAUUGCGUCCUGGUGGAUCGUUGGUCUAUUCUACUUGCACUCUCUCGAAGGCAGAAAACAGCGAUGUAAUAAAUCUCAUUCUAAACUCCUGCGCUAAUGUAAUGCCUGUAGAUAUAAGUGAAAUGGCCAAAGCUCUUUCCCAGAAAUUCACUUUUCUCAGUGAUACACAACAGCAUGAACUUCUGGUUCUGCCGGAGAAAGGGAAAGCCUGGGGCCCUAUGUAUGUAGCUAAAUUAAAGAAAAUAUAGUUCAUGUGAUGCCUGUUAGUUUCAUUUAUAAGCGGAUAAAAUGAUAUUUAUUCCUAAUAUACUCUCUGUAUGUGAACACACGUCCAAGUCAACUGAAUUUAGAGCCUUGCAGUUUAGUAUAUGCUGCUCUCUAAUAAAAUGGAAGGUAGAAGUUUAACUUAGAUAGAAAUACAGAAAGUGUCUUUUAAUGUGGACUUGGGGGCUUCUAUGAAGUCCUUUUGAAGUCAAGGAAGCUUUGUGUUAUUUUCGAGGUGAUGCUCUGAAUGGGAUUUAUGUGCCAGAGCAGAAGCCUUUGUGGUGUUUUUUUUGCACUUUUAAAAAGAUUACUUCUAAUUUGUUGGUUUAAAUACAGCUUAUUUUAAAAUAAAUAUUUGGAGUGGUGCCUCCUUCUGAA